Molecule: messenger RNA, 3454 nt
Organism: Anopheles merus
Lineage: Eukaryota; Metazoa; Arthropoda; Insecta; Diptera; Culicidae
Product: beta-1,3-galactosyltransferase 5-like
Exons: 4
Coding region: 1174-2592 (472 amino acids)
Cellular component (GO): membrane
Molecular function (GO): hexosyltransferase activity
Source: RefSeq, a predicted model, not a curated record
CCCAAAAAUCAACUAGAAGCUUUCAUUUUUCCUAUGAGAAUUCUGCCCAAUCCUGCUGCCUGCUGGUCUCUCUGCCAGUGUGACCAGCGUAUAAUUCCCCUUCUCUCCCUCCACCUACUGGAAUCAAAACAAAAGCCCUGUUCAGCGUUUUUGACAGCUGGCAACCCGAAAGCAGCGCUUCCCGAAACGCAAGACAGGUUGUUUGUUGGCAUAUCUCCCCGCUCCGUUCCGAUCCCUUUGGGCCGCAGGCCACCACCAAAGUCGGAGUGCAUUUUGACGUCUGCCUGCGAGGAAGACAGCAACCCGUGGACGUCGUCGUCGUUGUCGCUGAGGGUCCACAGCAACCAAUCCCCACCACCCGACCAGCGGGAGUUCCGUCGUCACAUCAUCAUCGCCAUCGUCGUCCGUAAUUUCGGGUGCGAGUGUUUCCGCGUACGUAAGGCUCCACUGGUCCAGCACACGAUACGGGCAGUGAUCGACAAAGACAAAAAAAACACCCACCCCGCGCUCCGCAACCGACCAAAACAAACGUCCGCGGAAUGAACCACACUGGGAGCCCGAAUCGCAGCAACCAUACGCGGGCACCAUAUUCGUACAGCCGCCAGGGCAGCCAGCAGCCCACCGUUCGAGCCAGCGUUGACGCGGCGUGCUAGUUUUUCGGCUGGCCAGCAGCAGCGACGGAGUGCGCGGAAGGGAAGAGACAGACAACCCCAUCAUCAUUAACAGCCAGACAACGGUGCGUUUGUGCACGGAACGGAAUCGCUUUAUCCUAUCCUGGCACAGGGAAUUCCCCCCCGGGAAACCGUAAUAGCCCGCUGUAACGCACAACUUUUAGUAUUGAGCCGUCUACGACGGCCGGGAAGAGCGAGUAAAGCCGGGAGAAAACACAGCCACCCGACCACGGUUGGCAUGCGACGCGCGUGAGCCAGGCGUAAGAAGCGGUAGCAGCACGGACGGGCGGUUUUUCUUUUGCAAAAGCCAACAUACUUCCUUGAUGUGUUUUGGAGCGCCCAUCGUAACGUUCCUACCAGUGCCAAAGCAACAAGCAGCAGCAGUAGCAGUAGCAGCAGGAGCAGGAGCAGCAGCAGAAGCAGCGUACGCACGAGUACGCAUCCGCCGACCCGCCGGGGUUGGCCCACCGGAAGCAGCAGCAGCCUCACCGACCAGCCGCGUAUGAUGCCCUGCCCGGGGUUGAAGGUGUCGCACGUGAUAUUUGUGAUCGUCAUCGUGAUAACGAUAGUGUUCUACUCGUCGCUCAAUGGCCGCCAGUUCAUACUCGAGCAGCGUCGGUACGCGAACCAUCGGAAGAACGACCCGAGCGCGCUGGUCGCGUCCAACCGGACCGUGCCGGGGGCGGCGGCGGCGGCAGCACCACCCGACAAGGCGCUGCUAGUGCCGGCGGGGCCACCGGUCGAGCCGGGCACGGUGCGCCAGAAGUGCAACGUGUUCCAGAUGGUGGUGCAGCGGUGCGGGUUUGACGUGCUGCAGAAAUCGGUCGAGCGGACGCAGCAGCAGCAGCAGCAGCAGCAGGCGGUGGACCGGAACCAAACCCAGCUGCUCCUCGCACAGCAGCGGGAGAAGGAGCAGCAGGAGCAGGAAACCGGUCCCGAGCACGUGGACAACAUCCAGCGAAUACCGAACCCGUCCGCGGUGAAGAGCGCCGCCGCGGCCGGGUCAUCGUCCUCCUCUUCUUCCUCCUCCUCGUCCUCCUCGUUGCCGCCGGCGCCCCAGCCGACGGCGCUGGAGGCGGAGGGCGAGCGGGUGAUCAAAACGCGCGACCUGUACCACUCCGGCCACCUGCCGGAUGCGGCCUGCGUCGCCAACCUCUGCCCGCGCAACGGCACGGACGUGACGCUGCUGAUCGUCGUCACGUCCGCGCCGACCCACCGGGAGCAGCGGCUCGCGAUCCGGCAGGCCUGGGGCCACUACGGCAGCCGGCGCGACAUCUCGAUCGGGUUCAUCGUGGGGCAGACGAACGAUGCCCGGACGGAGGAUCAGCUCGCGGCGGAAAGCUACAUGUACAGCGAUCUGAUACGGGGGUACUUCAUCGACAGCUACAGCAACCUGACGCUCAAGACGAUCUCGAUGCUCGAGUGGGCGAAGCUGCACUGCCCGAGCGCCUCCUUUCUGCUCAAGACGGACGACGACAUGUUUAUCAACGUGCCGAAGCUGCUGCAGUUCAUGGAGGCGCACGGCAACCAGCGCCGGACGAUCUUCGGCCGGCUGGCGAAGAAGUGGAAACCGAUCCGGAACAAGAAGUCCAAGUACUACGUCAGCCCGGAACAGUACUAUCCGCCCGUGUUUCCCUCGUUUACCACCGGGCCAGCCUACCUGCUGACGGCCGACAUCGUCGGCGAGAUGUUCGACAAGUCGCUCAGCCAAACGUACCUCAAGCUGGAGGACGUCUACAUGACCGGCAUAGUGGCGCAGCUGCUCAACAUACACCGGAUCAACGUGAAGGAGUUCCUCAACCGGCGGAUAGCGUUCAACCAGUGCAACAUCAAGAAGGCGAUCAGCAUCCACAUGGUGAAGAACAACGAGCAGCUCGACCUGUGGAAGAAGCAGGUCGACACGAGCGUCGCCUGCACGUAGAAGACAUGUUUUGCCUUUUUGUUGCAACCCCCUCCCCCCCCCCCAACAUUCUCCAGGUUUAUCCGUUUUACAGGGUUUCGAAUCAUAUAAGGGAAUAGGUCAAUCACUUAGGGGAAUGUUGCAAAUCGGCAGGGGAAUGUCGCUAGCACGCUGUGGAAGUUUGCAAUCAUACAGGGGAAUGUUGCAAUCGACUAGGGGAAUUUUGCAAGCAUACGGUGGAGCUGUCAUCAGUUCAGUCAUCAGUCAUCAGUCAUCAAUAAAUCCUGCUGCGGAGCUAUAAUUAAACAUGAUAAAUCAGUAAAAUUAACGAAAAAAUUUGGGGGAUUUACAGCGGCACCCACAGUCCGAUGACAGCUCCACAGUAUGCUUGCAAAAUUCCCCUAGUCGUUUGCAAUAUUCCACUAUAUGAUUGCAUACUUCCACAGCAUGCUUGCGACUUUCCCCUACCGAUUUGCAACAUUCCCCCAAGUGAUUGAACUAUUCCCUUGCAUGAUUCGAAACAUCCUGAUUUGAUUGCCUUUUGAGUUUGAGGCUACCCGCUUCACCAUUAACAAAGCCCUUCCCUUCCUUCCCAUCCAUCACCUAUCCUUCCUUCCAUUGGGACACAGAACAAAACCCCAUAUACAUUUAAAAAAGAUAUCACACACUACUAUCGUUCCAUUAAAACAACUUAGAGAAAGAGAGAAAGAAGGAAAGAUCGAGAACGAGAGAGGGAGAGACAGAGAGAUAGGGAGAAGAAGACGAUGAGCCGAAGAGCAAACCCGUUUAGGCAAGAUAAUAAAUUCGCAAUCUCUUGUAAUGUUAUUUCAUAACGAACAAACGAAACAAGCAAAGAAAACUAUCCAUUUCUCGUUUUUAGCAA